Knipowitschia caucasica is the source of this 888-nucleotide messenger RNA. Lineage: Eukaryota; Metazoa; Chordata; Actinopteri; Gobiiformes; Gobiidae. The record is from the annotation of a GenBank genome assembly.
AUGGACCACACUCUGUUUGGGUGCCUGCGGAGUCCCCAUGGCCCGGGUCAGGCCUUACACCCAGCCUUCAGUCCCUCUCCCCUGGCCCUGCACGGUCGGUCUGACCAUGUGUCCUACCCUGAGCUGGCCUCAUCCUCCUCUUCAUCUUCCACGACAUCCCCGUCUCCGAGCGUCAUCUCUGGAUACCCACCCGAGAAGGGUCUGUACCACCCUCAGCACCACACGCACCGCUCCCACCUGCCCCCCCAGUACCACCCGUCCCACCAGCACCAUUCGGCCCCCCCAUGGCACAUCUCGCACCUGCCCGGGAACAGCAGCACAACGUCCCGCCACAACCUGCACCCCCAUGAGCCCUCUCCUCAGGGGCCUCCCAUGUGUGCCAGUCCCCCCAGCCUCAUGGGGGGCAGCCUGAGCAGCGGGACCCCGAUCGGAGCUGAGUACAGGCACAUGAGCUCUGAGAGCGAGAAGAGGAGCAAGAGGAGGAGCGAGAGCUCAGAGUCUCAGGAUGGGAAUUACAAAUCAGAUGUGAGCAGUAAACCCAGGAAAGAGCGGACGGCUUUCACCAAGGAGCAAAUCCGGGAGCUGGAAGCCGAGUUUGCCCACCACAACUAUCUCACCCGGCUGAGGCGCUACGAGAUUGCAGUCAACCUCGACCUCACAGAGAGACAGGUAAAGGUGUGGUUCCAGAACAGGAGGAUGAAGUGGAAGAGAGUGAAAGGAGGCCAGCAGGGGGCAGCAGCUCGAGAGAAAGAACUGGUGAACGUGAAGAAGGGAGCGUUACUGUCAUCAGAGUUCUCUGGGAUUACAGCACUGCACCACUCCACGGACUCGCUAGUCAACGACGACAGCCCUGAGAGCGACCAGAGCUCGGAUCAUGCUCACUUGUGA